Messenger RNA from Melozone crissalis (California towhee), 8032 nucleotides. It is a transcript of the gene GRK7, whose product is annotated as G protein-coupled receptor kinase 7. Gene Ontology annotation, biological process: regulation of signal transduction; signal transduction; protein phosphorylation. Gene Ontology annotation, cellular component: cytoplasm. The record is from RefSeq and is a predicted model, not a curated record. The transcript is spliced from 4 exons. Gene Ontology annotation, molecular function: rhodopsin kinase activity; ATP binding. The coding region runs from base 4141 to 5943 and encodes 600 amino acids. Lineage: Eukaryota; Metazoa; Chordata; Aves; Passeriformes; Passerellidae.
UGGGUUUGGGGCAGGCCUCUGGCUGCUCCCGGUGCAGGCCAUGGGCAGUCAGGCUCACUGCAGGGUUCCACAAUUCAAACUGGAGAUGCUGCUUCAACAAAUGUAUCUGCUGUGAUUAGAGUGGUGUCUGCAUCAGAGCACAGAAACUUAGUGCUGCAGAUUAUACCCUAAACACAGAGCAUUUAAUCUUUUUCCAUUGAUAAAUGAAUCAAAUUGAAAGGGUCACCUUACCUGGUCUGAGACACUGCAUCGUUUACUUCCAGGAUAAAGAAAAUGUUUCCUAAGUACUAUUGUAUGCAAAAACACAGUCAGUGUGUUUUUUAAGAAAUUAUUCUGAGUUCCAAUCUAAAAUUGACAGUGUAUAAAACAUUUGCUAUGUGCUUUUUCCAUGACACUCUAUUAAACAUUUCUUAUUUAGGGUUUCUUUAUGACUUUUGUUUUCUUGUAUCUCUAAAUAUGUUGCUCUGUUAUAUUCUAUACAUGAUUUCUACAAUCAUAACAUUAAAAUUUAACCAUGUUAAUAACUUCUCUUAUUUGUAUUUCUGUUAGUGAUUAUGGAGACAUGUAUUUUUAAUCCAAAGAUUUUUUGUACAAAGCCAUGUAUUUGAUAUCAGUUAACUAGAGGUGUAGACAAUCUUGCUGGGUAGCUAAUUAAUAUAGGAAGCAAACAAAAGUGAUAAUUUAAAUAACCUAAGGAAAGGAGGCACUAAUUAAAUCUAGAGAAAAAGGCUAAAUUGUGAUUUAAUGAAAAUUUGGUUAAUAGAAAUAUCUUUAUUAUCUUUUUAUUGGUUAUAGUGUUUUGGAAGCAUUUUUUUCAUUUUUGUGGAAAUCCUGAAUGUAUCAUCUUUGAAUUUUUUCUUACAGUUGUUUAAGUGCUUGCCUUUAACUUUGUCUUUUCCUUAAAUAUCCAAAUUACUAUGAAUCUGAAUAUAUGCUGUGGGAUUUUUGAAAUAUAUUUAACAGAGAGGUAGAAUUAUUGCUUUCAAUCUGUAACAAAUUCAGGCUUAAUAAAAUGGUCAAUCAAUAUGGGUAAAAUUGAAGCAAUGUAUUAUGCAUUGUUUACUUCAAAAUUAUCAUCUUUAAUGUUUAAUGUGUUUCUCAUUAGAUAUGUUUCUAUCUAAUUCUAAGUACAUUUAAAGAGGUUUAUCUUCACUGUAUGAAGUAGUUCCAAUCUCUGUAUCAUCAAGCAUAUUGCAGAAUUUACUGUGGGUUUGUUUAUUAUUGUAAUCUUGGUUUUUAAGAUGUUGUGAAUUUUUAAAUGUAGCUUUUGUUUAAUUACAUACUGAGAUAAAAAAAUCCUGAGUCACUGUUACACUGUAUCACAUCAGUUGUUACUAUGCCAGAUGAUGUGUGUCUUAAAACUCAAAACAAAUGUAAACUAUAUUAACAGUAGUAAUGAAGUGCCUCUAGCAUUUACAUUGUUGUGGAGUAUUUCUGUUUGUGUAAAAGUAUUCCCAAAAUUCUUGCUAAAAAAAGAAAUCAGAGUGGACAUGAAAAUAAAGUUUAGCUGUGGCAGUCAAACUGUAUCUUACCUACCGCCUGACCUCUGGUAAUGCCAUCUAGUCCCAUCAGAGGACUUUAUUCAUUUUUCUUUGGUUUAUAGGUGAGUAUGGAAAGUACCAAACCCUGCUUUUAGUUCAUGUCAUGUGCAUGGCAAGAGUAGCUGAGAAUUACAGCUGUGGAAGAGUUUUUCUAAGUGUCAGCUCAAAGGGGUGUUGACACUAAUGAGGUAUUAGGAAAGUUAAUGUUGAAAUCAAAGCAGCUGAUAUUUUUGUGUAUCUGUUUGCAUAUUUUAAGUAUCUUGUUGACCAGUAAUUGAGGUUCAUCCAGAGCAUAAGGUGAUGAAUUUUAAGUCCUGCAUAUUUUCUCUGUGAUUUAGUGGUUAGCCUAAGUCCCAGUCUUACUAUGAGCUCUCCACCAGAGCACUUCUCCAAACCACACCCUGAGAUGGCUGAUUAGCAUGGUGGUUAGUACAUCCCAGUACAUCCCCGUGUCCAGUUCUGCAACUGUUCACCUCUUGUAAUGAAAAAUAAAUCAGUUUUGCUUCUCACCCAAACAUACUGUUUUAUGAGCAGGUAACACUACCUUAAAUAGCCAUUGUCAACUCAUAGAUUAAUGCUGAUCUGCUUUUCUCCAGUGUUUAAUAAAUGCUGAGCAGAUUUGGAUAAGUCAGCAAGCAAAUCUCAAAAGUGACUGGAGUAAUGAGUAUGUGUUGAAUCAUCAUAUUGUUUGAUUUUGCUUUUAAUGAAGUUAUGCUAUUUUAGAGAAAAUUUAUGUUCCAUAGAAACCGGGAAAGAUUCUAAUUAAUUGAAUACAAUGGUCUUUGGAGCUGUAAAUGUGUCUUAUGCAGGUGCCAUAAACAUCAGGAAUUUUCUUGAUUUGCUUAGGCAUGAGUAUACCAAUAGCUGGAGUAAGCUUGAGUUCAGCCUUAGGGCCCCAGCUACCAGCCAUUUGUCCUGCUGCUCUUGAGCUGUGGUGGAUAUUCUGGCCAAACAUUAAAAAGACCCUAUUGAAUUUUAGGAAAUUAAAACCUUUAUUUAAAAAAAAAUAGCUGAAAUUAAUGCUUUGUUACCUCCUUUCAUGCCUUUCUCUACCCAGGGUAUUAUAGGAAUGUGUUGCUGCAGGCCCCAUUUUCAGGGCAGCCAGCAGCAGAAUUCCCCAUUUCUCCUGCUGGCUCCUUGCAGUGUUGCCCACACUGUGGCUGCUCUGCUGAGCUCUUUAUGUAACCUCCCACCCUGGGCAGAGCUGGCCAGGCUUUCAGGUGUCUCCUUCCAAUUCCCCCUGUUCUCAUGCACACACAGCAGCUUGCAGUGGAUGGCCCUCUCCAUCACUCCUAGAAAAACACACCUCCAUGGGAAUUCCGUAGAGUGCAAGCACGAGUUUUAUGUCAAAUGGAUUCAGUGUGGACAGGAUUAAGCAUGUAAAAACAAAACACUGCAUGGUUGUAGAAUGGCAAAAAGCAGCCAAGUAGGGCUUAACACUUAUUAUAGGGAGUCUGAAAGGUGCCUGUUAUUACUCUUGAUGUUUAGUUUUUGUGAUUCAGCUCUUCAGCUUGCUGUAAGAUUGUGAAAAAAGAAAAAAGACACUUGACCUUGACCUCAAGAUCACAGCUUGACCCCAGUGUUACUUCUUUUCUUGUUCUCAUAAUACUUUCCUUAUAUUUAAGGAAAGUUUUAACAGCCAAACCACCUGACCCCACAGCAGAAGGAGGCUUAGCCUAGUGAGUGCCACACAUAAUUUUUAUUCUUUUGAAGGGAAAAAAAUGCCUUCUGGUAGGCAGCCAGCAAGUGCAGGUGGAAUUUGCCUUCACUUGAUUAUAAUCAGCUUUGUCCCUUUGUUGAUGUCACCUCAGCUAUAUGUUGUUGCCACCUUCUUAUCCAACCACUUUCUGUCAUAAAGCUCAGCAGGGAAAAUAAACUGAGGCCAAAACAACAUAUGGAAGUGUCUUGGCAAGGUUUGGCUGUUCAUUUGAAGUGUUUUUCUUUUUUCUGUGGGUAGGAGAUGAAGUCAGAGCCAUGUUGUUUCAUGUAGAAGGAUCAUUAUUUUUAGACCAGUGGCAGUUCUUAGCCUCUGCGUGUAAUCUGCUCAGACAGAGCCACGCAAGGCAGCAGGGCUUGCAUGAACUGUCUGUGGGGCUCAGUCACUGAUGUUGAAUAUAACUUGAGCUUUGGAGGUGUGAAUGCUCAAAGCAUGGGUUGUGUGAUUCAUCUAUAUCAAGAUCUUUUAGGCAUGGCAGAUUUGUGAUAAAAGCUUUUCAUAAAACCAGUUGAUAGUCUGCUGGUGUUUGAUAUCGACCAGGGGAGAUCCAGGCCUGUCCUGCUGACUGUGGCCAAAGUGCUUCGAGUUGGAGGGAGUGCAUGUAUUAUUGCAGCCAUGAGUCCCUGCAUGUUCCCAGCAGCCAGGGACAGUGCAUGUAGAGGGAAUCUUGGCAUAUUUAAAGGUUAUCAGGGCCCAUUCUGAAAAACACCAGCUGAACCACGUGCACUUGGUACUGCCAGUGGGAAGGUUUGCCUAGGGUGUCAUCCCUCAGCUAUACAUAGCAAACUCAAAGCUUCUUACAGAGAAACCUCUUACCAGUCACUUUCCACAAAUGGUGCCUAUACCUAAAGGUACUUAGUGAAAAUCCUUGAGAGGUAUUUAAUGCAAAAGCAGUUAGUUUCCCUGGUGUUUUUCAGAAGCCCUCACACACCACUAUCAGGGAGAAGUGCAGUGCAGCUACAGCACAGCUCCUGGGCCAGUUACUCAUUUUGUCUGAACCAGGCUCUGCCACCCCAAGGGCUUGCCAAGAUGUGUGACAUGGGGGGGCUCGACAACCUGAUUGCCAACACUGCCUACCUCCAGGCAAGGAAGAGUGGAGAAGGAGACACCAAGGAAAUGCAAAAGAGGCGUAAGAGCCUCUCGCUGCCCAAGAUUGAGGACUGCAAAGAGCACAGAGAGUCUGUUGCUGGUGAUUAUGACAGUAUCUGUGAGCAGCAGCCCAUUGGCAAGAAAUUCUUCAGAGACUUCUUAGAGACAGUGCCAGAAUAUUUGGUAGCUAGAGACUUCCUGGAUGAGGUGUCAAGCUGGGAGUUGGCAGAGGACAAUAUCAAGAGCAGUUGCAUGGAGAUUAUGGUCACCAAUUAUCUUAAGGAAGGCGGCAGAAACUAUCUGUCUUUCAUGAGCUCUGACUUGGUCAGCAAAUGCAAAGCAGCUACUGUAAAAGACUACGAGAACAUCGUGCAACUGGCCAAGGAGGAAACCAAAGUCUUCUUUAAAGAUAAGCCUUUCCAGGACUUCCAGAACAGCCCCUUCUAUGACAAAUUCAUCCAAUGGAAAGUGUUUGAGAAGCAACCAGUAACUGAUAAAUACUUCUCUGAGUUCCGAGUGCUGGGCAAAGGUGGCUUUGGAGAGGUUUGUGCCAUCCAGGUCAAAAAUACUGGCAAGAUGUAUGCCUGCAAGAAACUGGAUAAGAAAAGGUUGAAAAAGAAAAGUGGAGAGAAGAUGGCGCUGCUGGAGAAAGAGAUCCUGGAGAAGGUCAACAGCCCUUUCAUAGUCACACUAGCUUAUGCCUAUGAGACCAAAACCCAUCUGUGUCUUGUUAUGAGCCUCAUGAAUGGAGGGGAUCUGAAGUAUCACAUCUACAAUGUGGGAGAAAGGGGUUUGGAAAUGAAAAGGAUCAUCUUUUACUCAGCUCAGAUCACCUGUGGGAUUCUGCAUCUCCAUUCCAUCAAAAUUGUGUACCGGGAUAUGAAACCAGAGAAUGUCCUCCUGGAUGAUAAUGGGAAUUGCAGACUGUCUGAUCUUGGAUUGGCAGUGCAAGUCAAAGAGGGAAAGAGCAUCACCCAGAGGGCUGGGACAAAUGGCUACAUGGCUCCUGAGAUCCUGAAGGAAGAGGACUACAGCUAUCCUGUGGACUGGUUUGCUAUGGGCUGCACUAUUUAUGAGAUGGUUGCUGGGAGAACACCAUUCAAGGAUUUCAAAGAGAAGGUCAAUAAGGAUGAGGUUAGAAGAAGAACUCUGGAAGAUGAGGUGAAAUUUGAACAUGCUGGCUUUACAGAGGAAGCAAAAGAUAUUUGCAAGCUGUUUUUGGCUAAGAAAAAAGAGGAACGUUUGGGAAGCAGGAAUGAAGACGAUGAUCCAAGAAAACACAGCUUCUUCAAAACGAUAAAUUUCCACAGGUUAGAGGCAAACCUUGUUGACCCUCCAUUUGUGCCAGAUCCAUCAGUUGUCUAUGCCAAAGAUGUUGCAGACAUUGCUGACUUCUCUGAAAUACGAGGAAUUGAGUUUGAUGACAAAGACAAGAAGUUCUUCAAAAAGUUUGCGACAGGUGCUGUCCCUAUACCCUGGCAGGAGGAAAUCAUCGAGACGGGACUGUUUGACGAACUGAACGACCCCAACAGAGUCGUUUCUGGAGGUUACGCAAAUGGAGGGGAAGCUAAGUCAGGAGUUUGUUUGUUGUUGUAAUUAUAUCAUUACCAAAAAGAGUAGAAACCACCUCAGAACUUUCCAUGUUCUGACUCUGUUUCAGAAACUCAGUACACCUGUUUGAGAAGAGCCAGCCAGUGUAAUGUGACAUUGACAGGCUGUGUAGGACCACCAGCUGAAUAGACUGUAUUAUUUUCCUUUGCUCUAAGAAAGGAGAUAUUUUUGUGUUAUUGGAUAUGAAUCAAAUGAAGACCCAUAUUUCUCCAAGAAGCUUAGAAUAGAAAUUCUGAAAUACAAAAAAAGCAUUGUUAGAGUGAAGAGGCAAAGCUUUUGCAAAUGACUGUUAUUGCUUUCAAUACAAUGAAUCAUUGGUUUUCUUUCUUUUUUUCUUGUUAUUUCUACUAACAUUUCCUCUUUAUUCCACAGUUUUCAGGAAGGAUUUUUAAAUUUUCAGGUAAUCUUGGACAGUGGAGCUCAUAUACCCUGUCAAACUUGGAAUCUUACUGGCUACCCAGUCUUUCUGUUAAAUUCUGUAGGUUUUUGGUUUAUUGUAAUAUGUUCAAAUUGUCAUAAGAUAUAAAGAAAGCUCUACAUAUCACUUGGAAAUAAGAACAACAGGAUCAAACUCUUUUCAAAAGUGAUUUUAAUGGGGUGAAGAUAAGAUUGCACCAAUGUAAUGGAAUAAAGCAUUUAUUUAUUAUUAUUAUUAAGUGUAUUCUUAUAAGUGAUAAUACUGUAUACAAAGAAAACAUAUUUACAAGUAAAUACGCAUUCCUUUUGGCAAUUUUAAAGUUUUAUCAGAUUUCCUGAUAAUUUUUCUGUAUUUUGGUGAUAAAUUAAGCUACAGAUAGACCAAAGCAAUUUGUAAUUGAUUUUUACAAUACAUUUAUUUCAGUGUAAUGUAGAUUUUAAUUCAAGUUGCAAAAUGCAUUAUACUGUUGAGUGGUGUAAUGGUGAAAAAGUUAUGUAUGCAAGUUGAAACUAUCUUCAAAUGUUUAUUGAUUCUAAUGCAAAUUUUGAAGUGUUUUUAUUUUUCAAUUUUAUGACAACCUAAAUUGAAUUACUUGGGAAUAUUGCUAUGAAUACUUGCUACUGGUGAAAUGUAUUACUCAUGAGAUGCCUCCUGCUGAUUUUCUGUGAUAAGAAAAUAGGCAGUUGUUCUUUGCACAACUUUAAAAACCGAGCCUGCACAUGCUGGUCACUGUCAUCUCUCCAGCCAUAAUUUCCAUUGACUAAAGUGGAAGUGGAAGCUGCUUCAUUCCUUGGAGACCUGGAGGCUGCAAAUGCCCCAUUUUCUGUUUUUCAUACAGCAAACUUCCUACUGAACUCAAGGACUUCUUUUGGCUAGACACUGGUAUGAACUCACAUGUCUGUUUCAGAGGAGGAAAACCUGUAUAUACAAUGUCUUCUGUACUCCGGUCUGUCAUGUGGAGCACUGGUAUUGGUAUUUAUUUAUAUCCUAAUAGCACAUCCCAAACUCUUAAGUUUUAAAUACUGUAAGUAUUUUAGUCACAGCUAAGUAAUACAUUGGUAAUACUUUGUGUUGUUCUGAGUAGAAAAAUAAUUGCUCUUUUUUCCUUUUGAAUUUACUUUUCCGGUGCUUUAUAUACUUAAUAUUGAAGUGAAAAAUCAAGAACAGUUUUACUUAGGAUUAGUGGGUAAUUCUGUUCAUGAAUUAUGAGCAUAAAAUUGUCUGCCUUUUGAAUGGAGACUUUGACUCUGACAAAUAAUUUAAAACAAUAUAAGCUGAAUUCGGUUUUUUUAAUUGAGAAGGAUGAUCCUGAAAGAUGGUGAAAAGCAGAGGAGGUUGAGAGAAGAGUGAUGUCAUCCUGGCAUGGAUUUACAAGAGUGCUUCCACUAUUGACGUCCAUUGAUUUUAUUUCUCAUUGCUCCCACCUGUAGAAAGCUCUUACAGUGGUAGUAAAUAUACUAGAGUAGUAUAUUUAAGAAGCCAAGACAGAAAACUUUGUUAUUACAUGCAUUUUAAAAAGCCCACAAAACACAAAGUGACACAAAAAACCCACAACCACCACCUGAUUACAGCUAGGAGAGAUGUUAGUGCUAGUGGCAUCAAACCUUUCUCCUGAAUUGAUAUACCUCAAAUCCAAUGAAAAAGCUGUUUCAAAAA